Molecule: messenger RNA, 1298 nt
Organism: Rhagoletis pomonella (apple maggot)
Lineage: Eukaryota; Metazoa; Arthropoda; Insecta; Diptera; Tephritidae
Product: proteoglycan 4-like
Exons: 4
Source: RefSeq, a predicted model, not a curated record
UUUCUUUUAUACGCUUGUGCACAUUUUUACAUAAAAAUGUCCGGAAAAUUUAUAUGCUGUGCAUUAGUGCUAAUUUCGCUAGCUGUGCUCUCGGUGAAUGCCGGCUGUGUUUGCAAUGAGAAGGGUGUCGAUUAUUGUGCCAAGCACAAGGAACCGGUAUUUGUGCGUCCCAAACCACGUUAUGUCUAUCCGAAUCCAGACCUGGAUCUCAAACCCAUCGGUGACACCUGCUCAUGCAAUAAAGUGUUCGUUGAACCGGCGACAAUGCCCAAGCCAUGUAACAAAAAGCCAACGCCAAAAUAUCCAACAUGCAAUUGUAAUUCACCGCCUACGUCAAACUAUUAUCCACAAUCGCCCAACUACCACCCACCAGCGUCCUCAACGCCCAAAUAUGGCACCGAUUAUUAUAAGCCGGCUCCACUACCACACCGACCACCAGCGCCACCAGCGCCUAGCGCAUGCGGUUGUGGGUAUUCACCAACAGCACCUGCAUAUCCUCUGCCUGAUAUAACUUAUGCAAAACCCAAAGAUACGACGAGUAACUCCAUUCCCGCUGAUCCUAUAAGCAUCAGUUUGGCUUUGCAAGCUACUAAAGCGGUAGCGGUACCCGAAGCCAAGUUAGCUUAUGGCUUUGCAAAGCAACCAGUUGAUAGUAUGAAAAAGAUUACUUUCUCCAAUGUGCCAGAGGAGAAUCUCUUCAAGUUGAAAAAUGAUGUAAUUACAUACAAAAAGCCCACACUCUCAGCAUCACCGGCGUCUGAGGAAGUGAUCGAAACCGAAGAAGAGGAAGUGGUGGAGGCGCCUGACGCACCUACCCUCACAUAUCAGCAAUUGGGCUAUGUACCCGAACAGUUUAAGAAUCCAAAGUUCCGUAAGAUCACUACAACUCAUAGUGAUGAUUAUUAUUCGAAUGAAGCCCAAGCGAUUCCGGAUAAAGUUACGGUGGAUUGCGGUUAUAGAGCUGGACGCGUUGCGGCGUAUAUCAAAAGAAAACAAAAGACAGCUGAAUAUUAUUGAGCGUAGAGCAUCGUACAGUUCUAUAAGUGACAGAUUGUAGGCGUGUUUAUAGUUAGUGUAUUGGUGUUGGUUGAUUCAGUGUUUUUAGAUAAACGAUAAUUCCAGAAAACUGGUGAUCUCAGCUGUAGGCAUUUUUUCACAAUCAGCUGAUAGUGGUUUUUCUUAAGAGACUGUACGAUGGCGUAGAGCCUAGUUUUAACAAAAGAGACCAUCAAACGAUUCAUACAUACAUAUGUAUGUAGUUCAUACUUCUGUAAGUAACGUAAGCCUUAAAAAAUUGU